GGCUGCGGACGAGUGUCCACGUGAACCCAGUGUGGGGUUUCACGCUGCCAAAAAAACACAGUACAAGUGCCUGCAAAGACUGUUCUCUCUUACAAUUUGCAGGCGGCUUAGGGGUGCUUAUGAACCCUGAACAAAGAGGAGUUACAUGCAACUUUUAGAUAAAAUGAUUACAAGCUAACCUGCAGCUACACCAUUCAUUAAAAGGCAAAGCUACCUCUGGUUAACCGGAACCGAUCAAGUUUGGUGCAUGUUUCCCCCGAAGUUGACAAUGCCAGUUGACAUGGCAUUGCCCCUUUACCUGUCCCAAGAGGAGUUUGGCUACAGGACAACGUCCAUAAACUACCAGCCAGCUCAAAACUCAUGCCUGAGCUUUGAACACUCGCACUGCAUUGAUCAGAUUGAAUCCAAUGAAAAUUCAAUCAAUGAAACCACAAGAAAAAUCAAAAAGCAGGUGACAUUUGCAGAUCACAAAGGACUCUCUUUAACCAAGGUGAAAAUCUUCUCUGAGUUUAAUGAUCAGAUUGACAUUCCCGUAUCUGUGCAAGAGAUGUUGAAUGCUGCCAUCACACAAGCUACAGAAGAGGACCAGCUGGUGCUGGACUUUCCGCAGCCUUCUUCAGAUUACCUGCACUUUCGCCAAUGCCUGGAGAACAACUAUGUAUGUCUAGAGCAUUGUGUGUUGAAAGAAAAGCUUCUGGCUGGAACGAUUAAAGUGAAAAAUUUGUCUUUUGAGAAGUCUGUGAAUAUGAGGGUGACCUUUGACACAUGGAAAAGCCAUACAGAUAUUGGAUGUGAGUACAUAAAAGACACAUAUCCAAGUUCCUACAGUGACACUUUCUCUUUUGAGAUUUCUAUCCCUGAAAAUUUGAGGCUGCAUGAGCACAUUGAAUUUGCCAUCAGCUAUGAAGUGGCAGGCUUUAAGUAUUGGGACAGUAAUGAGGGGAAGAACUAUCGAAUCCUGUGGUCUUCAAUGAAGAAACGACAUGAGGACAGUUACCAUAAAGAAUCUUUAGGGUUUGGGAUCCAUUUUGACCGUUAUGGGAGCCCCACUUGCUCCCAUGGAAUUUUUCCUGAUUGGCCAAGUUAUGCAGGUUAUGAAAACAUCGGCCCAUACUACUAAAUACUUUUUUUUUUUUUUUUUUUUUUUUACGAUAACAUGAACCUUUGAUAGAGACAUUUCAGUUUUAUUUUUUCCCCUGAAGCAUUACCAUGUUUCACUUUUUUGUAAACGGAAAAAAUACCUUGUUAAAAGAUACAUUGUUGUUUGCUCACAGUACAUUGUGUUUAUGUGCAAUACCAUUUUAUUAUGUGCUGCUAUUAUACAAUGCAAGGUAAAGCUCUGGGGAUACACUCUUUUUUUUCCAUUAAGGCACAUGUAAUAUAGAUGCACAUCGGAUAUUGUCACAUUAUUCUGCAUCAUGAUGUAAUUUUUAUUCUAGUUAUUGAAUGAUUUUAAUUGUGGUUUAUCUAACACUGACCGGCUGUAUGUCACAUUUGUAAGAAUUAAAGAGUUACUAAAUGUAGAGUUUUCAACUUUUAUUAGAGAAAAAUAGGUGAAUUAUCAGUUUAAAUAAAGUAUGUUUUAUCAGUGUUGCAUGUUAGCACUGGAGAUCAACAUGGGAAACAUAUUACUUGAUUUGAAUUUAAACCUUGGAUUUUUACAAUGUUUAUGCAUUACACUCUGUUGGGAAAUUGGAUUUAUGUCACUGGUAAGUUACAUUGACUUGUAAUGUAAGAAUAAAUUUUAAAAGUUGCAAAUAAAAAA
Molecule: messenger RNA, 1765 nt
Organism: Periophthalmus magnuspinnatus
Lineage: Eukaryota; Metazoa; Chordata; Actinopteri; Gobiiformes; Gobiidae
Gene: ppp1r3b
Product: protein phosphatase 1, regulatory subunit 3B
Exons: 2
Coding region: 248-1120 (290 amino acids)
Biological process (GO): regulation of glycogen biosynthetic process
Cellular component (GO): protein phosphatase type 1 complex
Molecular function (GO): glycogen binding; protein phosphatase 1 binding
Source: RefSeq, a predicted model, not a curated record